Molecule: messenger RNA, 999 nt
Organism: Lingula anatina
Lineage: Eukaryota; Metazoa; Brachiopoda; Lingulata; Lingulida; Lingulidae
Molecular function (GO): oxidoreductase activity
Source: RefSeq, a predicted model, not a curated record
UUCGCAAACUUCAUAUCAGGCGAUGAAGACCAAAAGAGGUGGUUUGAGGGAUGUCACAUGAUGAACCGUAUCGGAGCAUGCGCAGAAGUUGCUGCCGCCAUUGUCUUCCUCUGCAGCAGAGACGCAUCCUUCAUCACGGGCGCCGAUCUCCCGGUAGAUGGCGGGUUCACGGCACUCCGAUGUCGUACCGACNUCGACCAAGCUGCCGGGAAACAGUUGGAGGCUGAGCUCCAGGCGGCUGGCUUUGAGACGAAAUUUUACCAGGUCGACGUUUCCGACCGAGAGGCGUGCUUCAAGGCCGUUAGCCACGUAGCUAGCCAGUACGGUGGCUGCAUCAACUUUCUUGUGAACUGUGCUGCGGUAUUCACAUAUAAAGCUCUAGAUGCCGACACGUCCGACUGGGCACAAGUCAUGAGUGUGAAUGUGGCUGGAUACUCGAAUAUGGUACAGGCCUGCUUUCCUCACAUGAAGACAGCCCAACCUGACGCCAGAUCAGUCGUCAAUAUAGCCAGCAUCUUCGCCCACGUGUCAUCGGCCAGUAAGUGGCCGUACUGUACCAGUAAAGGUGCCGUGCUGGAGCUGACCCGGUGUAUGGCACUGGACUUGGCCAAAGAUGACAUACGGGUGAACUCCGUGUCACCGGGAUCCAUUAAUACGGCAUCGGUCGCAAAAUUUUUCGCAGGCGAUGAAGACCAAAAGAAGUGGUUUGAGGGAUGUCACAUGAUGAACCGUCUCGGCGAAAGCGCAGAAGUUGCCGCCGCCAUUUUCGCAAACUUCAUAUCAGGCGAUGAAGACAAAAAGAGGUGGUUCGAGGGAUGUCACAUGAUGAACCGUAUCGGAGCAUGCGCAGAAGUUGCCGCCGCCAUUGUCUUCCUCUGCAGCAAAGACGCAUCCUUCAUCACGGGCGCCGAUCUCCCAGUAGAUGGCGGCUACACGGCAGCAGGCCCUGAAAGGCAUGGGAAAGACGGAGCCCAGUUUACGGGCACGAUUCCAGAGUAG